CACUCACUCUUUUCCUCUUUUUCUCCGGAAAAAGUUAUCUUAGACCGAUCAGAUAACCGGAUCUCGGCAGAAGUGGUGACCCGGCGCCCCCGUUCCGGGCAUCAGCGCAUGAGGGAUUUGCCAGCGUUGAUUCUGACGGGUCCCUUUCUUCUGCUAAAUUGUCGCAAACCCACCCGCUAACUAUUCUCCCUUAUCCCGGGCCUCGACCACUGGGAAUCUUACAAGCGAUGCGCACUUAAAUUAUUAUUUCUUGAUUAUUGAGUUCACCCUGCGUGGAUCGGGCACAACCAGACAAACCCCUCAUCGGCACACCGCCCCUCCACAAGGGGAAACCGACCAUAAAAGACUUCCUUUCCUCCGCCAGCAGACAGGAUCGAUACGAUGUUCUACCGAUAGACUCCUAAAUUUCCUUCUCCCCCUUCUUCUCUUCGCUUCGCUUCCCUCAUCUUGGUACGAUUGUCUACAUACCUGUUACUUCCUCCUAGACCAAUCCAAGAGUCCGGACACUCUCGGCCUCGAUGGCGACCACUGAACAUGCGAUAGCAAUCAGUAAUGACAUGUCGAUGGAACUCCCUACCCUUCCCCCUAACCAGGGCCUUGAAGCUCUGAAGGAUGUGGUGUUUGGUUCGGCCGCUGGCAUGGCAGGCAAGGUCAUAGAGUACCCCUUCGACACCGUCAAAGUACGACUACAAUCACAACCGGAUCAUCUCCCCCUGCGAUACAACGGCCCUCUGGAUUGUUUCCGUCAAUCGAUUCAAGCCGAUGGAUUCCGUGGACUAUACCGGGGCAUAAGUGCCCCCAUGGCGGGUGCCGCUAUAGAAAACAGCUGCCUCUUCUGGAGCUAUCGCAUGAUUCAAGACAUACUCAGGGCAACUUGCUACAGCUCGACGGACCCGCUGCCUUUCUCCGCUUUGCUGUUUAGUGGAGCUGCGUCGGGCUCCAUCACCUCGCUUGCGUUGACACCCGUCGAACUCAUCAAAUGUAAGAUGCAGGUUCCUGUGGAGGGCACAGGCGGUCAAGCGCCUAGACCGCUCACUCUUAUUGCGUCUAUAUUCCGCCAAGACGGUAUCAUGGGGUUCUGGCGCGGUCAGAUGGGAACCCUCAUUCGCGAAACAGGCGGAGGCGCUGCCUGGUUUGGCGGCUACGAGGGGGUAUCUGCCAUGUUCCGCGCAUACUCAGUGCCGCCUUCAAAAGGUGAACUGUCCGAAACGGACGAGGCGCGUCUUCCACUGUAUCAACAAAUGAUCGCGGGCGCAGCGGCAGGGAUCAGCUACAACUUUCUGUUCUAUCCUGCCGAUACAAUCAAGUCUCGGAUGCAAACGGAAGACAUCACCCGUUCCACGAUCAACGGGAAGCGACAAACCUUUUGGGGCGCUGCCAGGUCUCUCUGGAACCAGCAAGGAAUCCGAGCCUUGUAUCGAGGCUGCGGGAUAACAUGCGCACGAUCGGCACCAAGCUCAGCAUUCAUCUUCACCGUAUAUGAAGGCUUGCGGAAUUACUUCGGAUGACCUUUUCCUUUUGCACAAAUUUGUUUUACCCUGUCUCCAUCUUCCAUGUUCCUCUCUUUUUGGUUUUUUGUUAUGAGAUACCUAUUGUUUUUGCGUUAGAUAUAGAUUUCGCUUUUGUUUCAUUUCUUCAUUGAAUCUCCUACUUUGGUUUAAGACUUAUUUGGGAAAGAAUUCAUGUUCUCGGCAUUUUUUCGUUUGCGUAGAGGUCUUGUCCGUCGGAACUUGAGAUAGGAGGAGUGCGAUGCGGGGAAAAAGUUUUGGGCUAGCGAAUUAUCGCUGUACAUAAAUAGAUAAGGAAUCUUCCUUGGGACUUUACCUAC
Messenger RNA from Aspergillus melleus, 1828 nucleotides. It is a transcript of the gene amcA, whose product is annotated as putative mitochondrial ornithine carrier protein AmcA/Ort1. Gene Ontology annotation, molecular function: L-ornithine transmembrane transporter activity. Gene Ontology annotation, biological process: mitochondrial L-ornithine transmembrane transport. Lineage: Eukaryota; Fungi; Ascomycota; Eurotiomycetes; Eurotiales; Aspergillaceae. The record is from RefSeq and is a predicted model, not a curated record. The coding region runs from base 519 to 1508 and encodes 329 amino acids. The transcript is spliced from 2 exons.